GUGGAUCUCCGUCAGUCAGUCAGGCAGUGAAGGGUUAAUGUUACUGUACAGAUACAGGACUGUGAGCUGGUGUCUAUAGGCUGCUCGUGUCCACUCGCUCCAUUACUCGCUGCAUGCUACUCUACUUUCCCCAUUCCCACAGUGAGCACCAAAGAAGAGCUCUGCACCUGCUCUGCAGACACCUUCCAGCAUGGAUGCGUUAAAAUCCGCCGGGAGAGCAAUAAUCAAAAGUCCCGGAGUUCCGCGGCACACAUGGGGAACGUCCAAGCAUGAAAAGCUUCCAGAGAACUGGACGGACACCAAGGAGACACUCUUGGAAGGGAUGGUGUUCAAUGUGAAGUAUCUGGGCAUGACUCUGGUUGGCCAGCCUAAAGGAGAAGACAUGGCAGCGGCUGCUAUCAGGAGGAUUGUAGCCACGGCUCGGGCCAGUGCAAAGAAGUUUCGGAAAGUGACCCUCACUGUCUCCCCCAAAGGAAUCAUCAUCUCAGACAUAGAGACCAAUGACCUCAUCGAGGAUGUUUCCAUUUACAGAAUAUCUUACUGCACAACAGACAAAACUCAGGAUAAGGUCUUUGCCUACGUCUCCCAAAGCCAGUUCAACGAAACUCUGGAGUGCCAUGCCUUCCUGUGCCAAAAAAAGAAAAUAGCUCAGGCUGUGACUCUGACAGUAGCACAAGCUUUCAAAGUAGCUCUGGAUCUGUGGGAGAUCGCACAGGAAGACAAAAGUAAGAGAACCCGCACAUGCUACACCUGUUCAGACCCUGAAUCUCAACCUGAAUCUGAAGCAAACAGUGUUUCAGAGGAGGAGAAGACUCGAGCUCUGAUGGAGCACAGACUUAGGAAGCCCUUCUUCCCUUCCUUCCUUUCACCAUCUCCACGCAGCAAAGCUAGGAGACGACCAAUCAAACACGACUCCUGGGAUGCGGAAGAUGGCCUUGAUGAAGCGUUUUCAAGCAAUAUGGAGGUGGAGGAGAUGGACGCAGACUGGCAACAUCCCGCAGCAGAACCGUGUCUGAAGAUGCAGCUGUGAGUCCAGUGGAAGAAGAUCUCCUGUCCUUCAACAGCGAGGAUUCAGACUGAACACACACACACACAUCACUCUCACCAGCCUAUCAGAAAGUGUCCUGAACACACAGCACACCCCAGCACUGCACACAACAUGCAACGUAUGCCUCAGUGAUGGACUCAUUUACACAACUGCCACUAAAAACGGCAACAAUACCACAAAACAGCAGCAUAGACGUGCAUGAUUCAACUGUAGAACUCUUGAAUGCCAAUGUACUUGCAUUAUAAUACUGUAAGUUCAGGGUAAGUACUUGACAAUUCAACAUGUGUGAUACUGCAUCUUGCUAUAUUGUAUUCAAGCGUUUGUGUAAGUAGAAUUGCUACAAAUACCAUGUAAAAAGUGUAAAUCUUUUCAACACAUCGGUGCUAUAUUUAGAUACUUGGGUUAUAUUAUUUAAAUAUACAGUAACUGCAAACAUGUACUUGAAAGGAAGACCAAAUGUACAUUCCACAAAGAAAACAGUUGUCCGUCCUUCAGCCCAGCGUUCUUCAAGUCGAGUGUGAUGAAACAUCAGAGCAGGUACAGUACUGGAGCCGCAUGUGUUAGGGAGUUGUAGUGAACGUUUGCAAAUAUAAGGAUGUAGAAUUGUUCAGGACUCACAUUCUGAAGCACUGUAAUUCAAUUUCAGAUACAUGUUUUGGGUCAGGGUGACAUUUGUUUAAGCAAUCAUUACAGAAACUCUUUUCUGUGACCAUAUUUUACAAAGGCCUCAAAACACUUCUGAAUUUCCUUCUUUAGGGUCUAAAAUAGUCUUGUGUAAAAUGCUUUCACACUGGCUUCCAGCCACAAGUGUUAGAUUUAUUAUUAUUAUUAUUGCCAUCAGUGAAACGUAAUUGAUGUUAAUUAUUUAUUAAAUAUAUGCAACUUCAUACGUUUACGGACAUGGGUUUUUAUUUAUUUUUUCCUUUUCUUAAAAUGAUGUCAAAAUCAUUAAUGAUUUGGUAAAAAAUAAACCAUAUUCUGCCCAACAGCUGUUGAAUAGAAAAGGCACAACAAUUUAUAGCUUACGUUUUUUUCUGUAGGUUCUGCUAUUUCUUGGCUUUAAAGGAACUAAAGAAUAUUACACUUUGCCUCUCAGAAAUGAAAAUUAAUCAUUUUCCCAUGAGUCCCAAUCAGUCUCUAGCAGCUAGUGUUACUGCCAUUCUGCCCUUUUUACCUUAUAUUAAAAUCCACGCUCAGAAAUCCCUUCAUUAUUCUCUGAAAUCAUUAAAAGCUCAGUCUUUGAGCCUCCGUGGCUCUGUCAGCUUUUUGCUCUUUUGUGCAUUUUUGAAUAUGCAGUAUUUCCGCUCAGUAUUACAGAUAAAAAUUUUUUUAACCAUUUUCUUUUCCGCUGGAAGUGGAAUAAGUUUUAUUUUAAUAGAAUAUAUACUUGUAAUAGCAGUGUCUGCCUUAGCUAAAGGUCUUAGUUCAGUGGUGUUCUGAUUAUUUUGAUGUAUCAUUGAAUCUGUCAGUGGGUUAAUAAAAAAAAUGUUUGUUCUAAUUUUACAGUUUAUGCAUUUCACAAAAAAAAAUUACAAAUAAUAAUAAUCACUGUUUUCUGUGGAAGGAUUUGGGACACUUUCAUUGUCUUUAACAUUUGCAAAAGCCGUAGUAAAAACAUUUUUUAUUAUGUCAUCAUAUCUGAAAUGAUAUUGUUCAAUCAGUAUAUACAAUUGUGCGUGAUUUUAUUAUGUGUUUUAUUUUGUUUUUGUUUUGUUUUUUUUAUAGUAAAAUUUGGUGCUUUAUACAAAUCUAUGCAAUCUGUGUUUGGCUUUGUAAACAUACUAAUCUAUAUUAUUGAAACCAUCAUCAUAAUGAUCUGAAGAGGUCAUUUGCAUAUAUACAUACACAUUGGUUGAUAUAUAAUACUGUGUAAUAAAAUAUUUGUUCAAAAACACAGUAGUCUCAUAUCUUGUGAUUUUAGCAGUUAAUGAAAAAAUUGUGCUAUUAAUAUAUUUCUAUAUCGAGACAAUGUAGAUUUGAUUAAUUCUCUGAUGUCUUGACAAUGUAAAUGAUUCUUAAUGUACUUUGUUUGGUGGUUGAAUGCACCAAUAAAUUACUUCUCACUU
Molecule: messenger RNA, 3114 nt
Organism: Carassius auratus (goldfish)
Lineage: Eukaryota; Metazoa; Chordata; Actinopteri; Cypriniformes; Cyprinidae
Product: low density lipoprotein receptor adapter protein 1-B-like
Exons: 10
Coding region: 191-1030 (279 amino acids)
Source: RefSeq, a predicted model, not a curated record